ACCUAUUAUUUUCUCUUGCACCCAUUAUUUUUGCUUGCUAGCUCCUAUUACUAAUAUCUGAAACCUUUCCUUGCAGUUCCAGUGGAAAGGACAGUACUACCACCACCUCCAACAUACCAGACCUUGCUGCUGGUCUUGCAGUACUCAGCGCCUUCAUUGUUUUUGUAUCCGUGGUCAUCCUCAUUGUCCACCUCAAGCUCAGGAGUCUUCGACACUGAUGUGCUGAACCCAUUGGGCUAGCUAGACUCACGAUGAAUGACACAGCACAGGAACCACCAUCCAUGCCUCUGCCCAGGCCAGUGGGAUCACCUCCUUCGGCGAUAAUCAACAUGGCCCCAGAUGAAGAAGCCAAAUACGCCUUUCCUAUGGGCCCGGACCAGAAUGGGGACUUUGGGGUUGAGGACAUUGACUGGUACAUCCACCCUCUUUAUACCUAUACCGAUAUCCUGCUUACCCAUGUUCUGACAUUUUCUAGGUCCAUGAGUUCAAAUACGAGUACAGGCUUCCAAGAAUUAUGCCGGCAAUUCCAUCUCCCCCACUAUGGCUCCAAAGCUGAGCGACGGGAGCGACUCAUCCACUUCAGCAAAGGUGGAAUGGAGAAAUGGAGAUCUAGCUUGCUUCUCCCAGCGCGGAUUUCUCACAAAGGCGUUCGAAGUGGUGGUAUCACGAAACCAUCGAAUACCUCUCCAGUGGGAUUUUCCAUUCAACACUCGAAGGACACUCAGACUCAGGCUGAGAUUGACGGGAUCAUACCAUGGUGUCAUCGUGUGCUGGUGAAGAUUGCCAAUGCUCUGCUGCAAGUCCCAUGCCACACCCAUCUGCCCAAGCGGAGGGUAAACAACAUGCCUUAUAGAAAACCCUCAGACUCAGAUCUGCUCAACAACCGGCUCUUUGCCAAGCAUGUUGCUGCCAUUGUCGAGGCCCAGCUGGCUGCCCGUGCAUCAUCGACUGACAUUACUAUGGCCUCAUUUUCUCCAUGUCCCUCAGUUGACUUUGACACCACUAGCCUGGGGCUUACAGCUCAUUCUGUCAACAUUGUUGAUGAUGUGGAUCGGCCUGAUUCGCCCACCAUACCAUUCAAAGAUCUUACCCUUGAGUCAGCUGCUCUGCCCUCCAUGUCUCUGCCUCUCCAGGUGAUGGCCUGUCCACCUCUGACUGAACCCCUUGGCACUGCAGCUUCUGAUGCCACGUCCAGCAGCUCCAAAUUAUGUGUUUUACUGUUUGCUGAUGAUAUCCAAAAGCUUAUUGCCAGCUGGGAUGAUGGCAGCCUCGAGUGGAAUCCUCCUAGUGAUCACCCGAUAGUGAUCCAUGGGCAUGACAUUCCUGUCAGACUCUGGAAGGAAUUGUACUGUUACAACAGGACAACAGGGGAUGAAUGGAAACAACUGAAGAAUGAGUGGACUAAUUGGCAGUAUUUCAUGAAGGCCUAUCAGGCUCUCACACCAGACAUGUUCUGGGCUAAGUACUCAGAUACUCGUGGUCAAAGGCUCUCAUAUUCUCGAAUCUCUACUCUCCUUCUUGCUGACUGAAAGCAGGCUGAUAAAGAAUUAGCCACAAAAGCAAAGGCUGAGUAUGGUGACAGGUUCGAACAUGAGUUUCGCCACAUAAAGAAGAAGGAGAAGGUUUGGGUUGUUAUGAAAAAAGAUUGUGAUAUUGCACGUCAUUACAGGAAGAAGAUGGC
This is a messenger RNA of Desarmillaria tabescens, 1681 nucleotides long. RefSeq lists its product as uncharacterized. The transcript is spliced from 7 exons. The coding region runs from base 252 to 1529 and encodes 425 amino acids. The record is from RefSeq and is a predicted model, not a curated record. Lineage: Eukaryota; Fungi; Basidiomycota; Agaricomycetes; Agaricales; Physalacriaceae.